Molecule: messenger RNA, 1011 nt
Organism: Aedes aegypti (yellow fever mosquito)
Lineage: Eukaryota; Metazoa; Arthropoda; Insecta; Diptera; Culicidae
Product: estradiol 17-beta-dehydrogenase 8
Exons: 4
Coding region: 31-873 (280 amino acids)
Molecular function (GO): oxidoreductase activity, acting on the CH-OH group of donors, NAD or NADP as acceptor
Source: RefSeq, a predicted model, not a curated record
ACUUAGUUUUGUGAUUCGCCUUUUAUUUCUAUGUAUAGAACAACCCGAAAUGGCAUGAACCGCGCGUAUCUUUGUAAGAGCACAUCGGCAGUCUUGUUUAACUGGUUUGAGUUACAGGAGACCACAUUCAUCAUGAGUGGACCAUUGGCAGGACGUUUGGCGUUGGUCACCGGUGCCGGAUCUGGUAUCGGACGAGUUGCGAGUAAACUUCUCUCGCGCGACGGUGCCAUCGUAGUUGCUGUCGAUCGCAAUGGCAAGGCCGCGGAAGAGACCAUUCAAAACUUGAAUAGCCAAAGCGAUAACAGUUCCUUCGAAAUGGAUGUGUCUUCCAGCGACAGUGUUUCCAAGGUUCUGGAAGCCACCAUCGAGAAGUACAAACGUCCUCCGAUGAUUGUGGUCAACUCCGCGGGUAUUACUAGGGAUAACUUCAUGUUGAAAAUGCCUGAGUCGGACUUCGAUGCCGUCAUCAACGUGAACCUUAAAGGAACGUGGCUGAUGUUGAAACAGUUCGGCCAAGCCAUGGUAGACCACAAGGUUAGCGGCUCGAUGGUGAAUGUGUCGUCAAUUGUGGCUCGCAACGGAAACAUUGGCCAAUCCAACUAUUCUCCCAGCAAAGCCGGUGUCGAAGCGAUGACCAAGGUUGUGGCCAGAGAGUUCGGGCGUUACAAUAUUCGAGUGAACGCCGUUGUUCCCGGAUUCAUCCAAACGCCCAUGACUGAUACGCUGCCGCAGAAGGUCAAGGAUAUGGUCAUCAUGCAGUGUGCUUUGCGACGGUUUGGAAAGCCUGAAGAAAUCGCUGAGGUGAUUGCCUUCCUGGCGUCGGAUAAAAGCAGUUAUAUGAACGGCACAUCGGUUGAAGUUACUGGAGGAUAAAUGGUAUGCCAAUGCUGGAAAGCAAUAAGUCUCAGGAAGAAUUUAUAAAAAAAAUCUAAGCAUUUUUAAAGCUGUAUUCUUGAAGAAACGUUAAGCAUUUAUUUUACGUUGUAAAUAAACAAAAUAUGCGAAUGUUUU